AUGGCGUCCUCAGAAGCCAAAAUCACCAUCCCAACAAUCCUCCGCGAACUCGCCAUCUUCUGUUCUUGCAUCACCAUCGCCUGCUACCUCGACAACCACAUCAUAUCCCUUUGCGAAGACGACCGGUAUAUCCUGGGCGUCUUCGUGCCAUGGGCGAUCAAUCUCACCAUCUUGUUGAGCUGGAACAAGUUUAGGUUGGAAAAGCUAGAAAGCUCCUGCAAGCCAGCAGACCAACCCCGGAAUCUCCAGGAAGGACUUGAGAAAGGUGUAGUGGAUAAUGCCGAGGACGAGAAGGAGAAAGUUAGAGAGGAUGCAGAGGAUGCUGGGACGGCUGGAGUUGGUGGGUGGAGGAGCAAGAUGCCCAGCUUCACCCGGAUUGUCCAUAUGAAUGCUCUUGCUAUAAACCUCGUUCAGAGCGUGGUUACCUGGCGAAGGUGGACAGAUCGAAUGGCUUAG
Messenger RNA from Saxophila tyrrhenica, 456 nucleotides. RefSeq lists its product as uncharacterized. The record is from RefSeq and is a predicted model, not a curated record. Bases 1 to 456 code for a protein of 151 amino acids. The transcript is spliced from 2 exons. Lineage: Eukaryota; Fungi; Ascomycota; Dothideomycetes; Mycosphaerellales; Extremaceae.